AGAAGCGCUCGUGCCUGGCUACUCGACAACAUCCGCAAUGACUGGUCAUACCCCAACGCUCCUCAUAAUAUCACCGCUUCGGCUGUGGGUUUAGCAGAGAAUCCGCCAAUCGACUCGCGCGAACGCUAUUACAGCGACGGGGAAGACUCCGCUUCGGACAACGAGAACGACAAAGCGACACCAACAUUCGACACUCCCGACUCGGUUGGUACUGUCCUCGAAGAUCGCAAAGCACGAAGACGCAGACGCCGACAGAAGAGAUUCGAGGAUGAGAUGAAAGAGAACAUUGGUCUUGCUCAUUGGAGUGCACAAAGGAAUACUUGGACUGGCGCCCAACCUCGGACACCUGUCAUACAAGAAGCACCACCGAUACAGUCUGCUCCUUUGCGAUCGGAAUCUCCCGGGGCUCCGUCAUCAGUGGCUUCCACUAUCACGCCGCCAGUCGUGAUAGCUGCACUCCCAGACACGGAUCUGAUGGUUCCCGUGGCGCCUCCGCUCCUUCCCGACAACACCGUCCGCAGCCGCAUAACGACCAAUACCUACUCUGAUAUCUACACCAAGAUCGUUCUCCAGAGCCGCACUCCCUCAAUCCCCAUCAACCUCACAGAUGUCACCCGGAGUCUGGUCCAUGGCUGGAAAGAGGAAGGUCAAUGGCCACCGAAACCUACACCUGCAGAGCCAAGUCUGGUCAAGAAACAUGGUCAUCCCAAC
Aureobasidium namibiae CBS 147.97 is the source of this 711-nucleotide messenger RNA. RefSeq lists its product as uncharacterized. The annotation marks the transcript as partial. The transcript has 2 exons. NCBI's taxonomy places the organism in Eukaryota, Fungi, Ascomycota, Dothideomycetes, Dothideales, Saccotheciaceae. The record is from RefSeq and is a predicted model, not a curated record.